Molecule: messenger RNA, 1229 nt
Organism: Porites lobata
Lineage: Eukaryota; Metazoa; Cnidaria; Anthozoa; Scleractinia; Poritidae
Source: the annotation of a GenBank genome assembly
AUGACGAUCCCGAUGGGAUGUUUGUCUUUAAAGUGAUUCACAAGGUUCCCAGCCCUGUAGAACAAAGAAGAUGUUGAAAAGAUUAGGCUGUGGGGGAGAACUUAUGGUGAUAGCACAUAACAGCUGAGCGUCAGAGCGAAAUCCUCCAAAGACAAUCCAGGCACUUUGCCUAUCAGCGCCUAUGGCCGACGGAAGCUUCCAAACAAUCCAGCGAGUUUGGAGGACCUCACUGAAAGAUUGGAAGAAGAAACCGUAACGGCUGCCGUGAAUGAAGAAAGUGUUGACAGAGAGGAGAGUAUUGCACUUGUUGAGAACAAGACGAUGUGAUACUGAUCGCUAAGCUCAAAGAGAUCAGUGGACCCUUUAUUUUAGGAAUAUAUCUAAUUUAAACAGAAUUUACUGUCUACAAAAGCGGGCUGUGCCAGCCAUUACAAAUUUAGAACAUCGAGCACAUACUGCUCGUAGUCUCCAAAUUGAAAAUUUUAGAUAUUUUCCAAGUCAAUACGCUUGAUACUACUAAAUUUAUGUUUCGCUACCACAAUAAUCUGCUGCCUCCACUCUUCACUGACUCUUCCGCAAUCUGUUUAUGACAAACAGUCAAGUCCAUAGAUAUGACACAAGAACAGCCAGUAAUUAUCGAGUGCAUUCCUGUCGUACGAACAUCAAGAAAUUCACAAUUCUUUACCAAGGACCUAGAAUCUGGAACUGUCUUCCUGCAUCUGUUACAAACUUGUCAAGCUUUUCUAUCUUUAAGAAAAAAGUGCUAGAGUUUUUAUUAAAAUAGUUACUGAUAGGAAUUAGUUUAGCCGCACUUCUUCGCAGCCCUUAUUUCUUAUAAUAUUGUGAUGUCGAGGUGGCCUCUCUAUAUAAGCCUGGUGGUUUCAUGAAGUCUCCUCACGUCACAACUUGCUGUAUCCUGUAAAAUUUGCUGCAACAAAAAGGCUAAUACAUGAUGAUGAUGAUGAUGAUGAUGAUGUUGAUGAUGAUGACGAUGAUGAUGAUGAAAGAUUGAACAAAAUCUUAAGAGAACUUCAUCUAAAGUAAAAACACACCUGUACGCAAGCGAUCCCGACAAUUGUCUAAUAUUCAAUUACGAGUUCACCGCUGAGGUAAAGAAACAUCUUGUGCUUGGCACCGUUUGGGAAGUGCGGUUCACAGACGAAGAUUUUCAUAUCGAUUUAAACCAAGAGCUCUACGAAGAAUGUCUCGAGUGUACAAGGGGGGUUUGA